CCCAGAACGCGCGCGCGGAACCGGAUAAUGCGUCACUUGACCCGGAAGCGAAUGCGCACGCGCGUGACCCACGUGCGCCAGCAGGGAUUCUCCCGAUCGACCGCGCGUGCGUGACUUGGUCACAUGGAUUCCAACAAGGAUGCACAACCAGCAAAGCAACAACCGAUGAUUUACAUUUGUGGAGAAUGCCAUACCGAAAAUGAAAUUAAGGCAAGGGAUCCAAUCCGAUGCCGAGAGUGUGGAUACAGGAUAAUGUACAAGAAAAGAACCAAAAGAUUGGUUGUGUUUGAUGCACGUUGAGCGCAAUGUCAAGGAGACGUCUGGAUUUCAAUGGCUGUCAACAGAAGUUAUGUUGUUUUUUUUGUAUAUGCCAGAUGCGGUCCAUUAUUUUUCUUUCCUGUAUUUGCGUGAAUAAAAUUUUUGUUGUAAAUCUUGUACUUUGGUUUGAUCGGUAAUAUUGAAUGCGUAUUCUCUCGUUUUACUACAUUUUACAAAAUAAGCAAACUUAGUUUUUCGGAUGAAGAUUACAUGAAGGUUUUCUCAGCAGUUUCAGGCUUUGUUUUAGGAUUGGUUAAUAUGAUAGUUGCAGUCUGCAUUGUAUAUGAAACCACUGCUUUAAACCAGAUGCCUUAUAAUAAACGUUUUACAGAACAUA
Molecule: messenger RNA, 655 nt
Organism: Petromyzon marinus (sea lamprey)
Lineage: Eukaryota; Metazoa; Chordata; Hyperoartia; Petromyzontiformes; Petromyzontidae
Product: DNA-directed RNA polymerases I, II, and III subunit RPABC4
Biological process (GO): DNA-templated transcription
Cellular component (GO): RNA polymerase II, core complex; RNA polymerase I complex; RNA polymerase III complex
Molecular function (GO): zinc ion binding; DNA binding
Source: RefSeq, a predicted model, not a curated record